Messenger RNA from Penicillium expansum, 624 nucleotides. Its product is annotated as Major facilitator superfamily domain, general substrate transporter. The record is from RefSeq and is a predicted model, not a curated record. Gene Ontology annotation, biological process: transmembrane transport. The coding region runs from base 1 to 624 and encodes 207 amino acids. Gene Ontology annotation, molecular function: myo-inositol:proton symporter activity. Lineage: Eukaryota; Fungi; Ascomycota; Eurotiomycetes; Eurotiales; Aspergillaceae. Gene Ontology annotation, cellular component: membrane. The transcript has 2 exons.
AUGAUCUACGCCAGUAUCAUGGUUUUCCUCGGACAGUUCACAAGUGUCAACGCAGUGAUGUACUACAUGUCGAAGUUGAUGCAGGCAAUUGGCUUCGGUGACAAGGACGCCGUUUUCAUGUCUCCAGUCGGCGGUGGAGCGCUGCUGAUCGGCGCCAUCCCGGCCGUGCUGUACAUGGAGCGAUUCGGUCGUCGGUACUGGGCGAACGCAAUGCUUCCGGGUUUCUUUAUUGGUCUUGUGCUCGUCGGUGUUGGCUACACUAUCGAUGCUGAUAAACACCCUUCUGCGGCGCAGGGGGUUUACCUCACCGGUAUUGUGCUGUACAUGGGAUUCUUCGGCUCGUACGCUUGCUUGACGUGGGUCGUGCCUUCCGAGGUCUUCCCACGUACCUGCCGGAUUGGUUUGACGCUUGGAUUCUACGGUGGUAUUGCCGUCCUCGGUUGGGUUUACCAGAUUAUCUUCAUGCCGGAGACUAAGAACAAAUCCCUUGAGGAGAUUAAUGAGAUUUUCUCGCUUCGUACUGCUGUUAUUGCUAAGCGGAACUUGAAGCAGACUGCGCAGGUUAUCCGGGACUUGUCGCGCUUCCGUCUUAAGAAGGUGUUUUCUCCUGAACCAUACAACUAG